UGAUCAUUCACCAGAGAGGCCAACCCCACGUGCCAUUUGAUCGCAAGACGCUUACACACAAGUACACGCUGAGAAGGAGAGGAUAUAGUGAACAACGAGGCAGGGUUUUGUGUAUUAUUUUUAUUUUAGAAGAAAAACGGGUAACACUGUUAUGAUUUACAAAAUCCUAGACAAAGAAGAGAUCGGAGAGCUUAAAGAAGAGUUAUCUUGUGGAUUACCGGGCACGGCUAAGAUUUAUUAUGUGAUAAGGAAUGCUUUAGAUGACAACCUAAGUGGGUUCGAGGUGGUCGUAGACAAUUGGCCAAAAUGGAACUGUAUUUUGUUACGCCCAGAAUCAUCUGAUAAGGUCCUGAACUAUUUUAAGCAGACCCAUAUAUGUCACACGAAAAGUGUUUCCGCCUUGAAAUAUUUUCUUCAGCGACCCGGGCUUAUCGACUGGAGCCAGCCGAUAAACUUUACAGGAGUACCAAGUGAUGUGAUACCCGUACUAAGCGAAGUCUGCAGAAAACAUGGCGGACAAAUAACUUCCAAAGAAUCACGGCUCAUGUACGCAUGGAGCAGACCUACUCCCCCUGAUAUGCCAACAAUCCCGGAUGGAGUCACUUUAUCGGCGUUGAAACCGGAACACGCAAAGGUUUUAAAAAGCGACUGGGCAAAGCAGAGCAACGCCGAUGAAUUGGAAGGUUACUUCAGAAGUGUCAUCGAAAAGUUCGAGAGCAGCUGCCUGCUGGACAAGAACGGCAGGAUUCUGGCCUAUAUAUGUAUGCAGUACAACGGUUCUAUCGCUAUGAUUUAUGUUUUACCCGAGUUCAGAAAGGAAGGCUAUUUCGAUAUCCUCAUCAGCGACCUGACUCGAAAACUUUUAGCGAAGAGUGAUAUAGUGUACGGUUUUAUUCCAUCCAACGAUACCUCUCUCAUCAAUACCUCCCGGAAGCUGGGCUUUGAAUGGGUCCCACAGGGCAACAUGACCUGGACACGGUUCACGCCAAAUGUCCUCCGAAAACAGCAGCAGAGGGCGGCGUUCGAGUCCUCCCCAGUUGGCGACGUCUUUCCAGAAAAUCUCGACACUUUGUUAAAAAACCAGCUCGGUGUUCCUUUAGUCAAUAUAUGACGAGGGAAUUUCUUUUUUCUUCCCUAAAAUUGUUAUGAACCAAGACAGCAUAUCAGAUUUUUGUUUUGAGAAUAUUGUUAUGUUGAAUGUUAUGAAUUAUUUACUUAUUUAUUGUUUUUAUUUCUCUUUUUGAAAUGAACAAACUGUUUUUCAUGGAGACCCAAAUCAUUUGUUAUUUCAUUAAGUCUAACUGUAAGAAAAAUGGUUGCUAGAGAGAGAGAGAGAGAGAGAGAGAGAGACUGUCUGAGCAUGACAUUUUUAGAUGAAUUUAGACCGCUUAAAAUGGCAGACAUACAUGUAUCAUUGAAAGUGCAAAAUUUUAUAUGAACUCUAGAUAAUAAGCAUUCUGUACAAGACAACAAUAAGUAACCUGUCAUAUUAUUAAUUAUGUUUUGCAUUGGUUUUUGUUAUUGAGCAGUUAUCGUUCUUGGAAACUGUUACUAACCUAGUUGCUGCAUGUAGGUCUUCCUUUACAUUCUUUUUUUUAAAUGCAUUUUCUAUGUAUACACAAAAUAUUAUACAGAAACAGAGCUUCAAAUGUUGUCAUUUUUUCUCAUUUUUUAUUUCCGUUUUAGAAAUAAUAAUUUUUAUAUAAAAAAACCAAGAAACUAGAGCAUGUUGUCGGAUAUAUUCGUAUAUCAACCUGCAUUUUUCUGUCUACCUUUUACAAUAGCUUCUACGUAAUUCCAAUUUUCUAUAAUUUCGUGACUUGGAUUGUGGUUGCAUACGAAUGAAUUCAUGCAUGCGGACAUUAUUCAUAAAUGUUCAUUUCAUUUGUUAUACAUGAAAAUCACAGACUAUUUGAAGGAAAUAAAACAAUUUGUUGAUUGUU
This is a messenger RNA of Magallana angulata, 1943 nucleotides long. Its product is annotated as glycine N-acyltransferase-like. Bases 152 to 1111 code for a protein of 319 amino acids. Gene Ontology annotation, molecular function: glycine N-acyltransferase activity. The transcript is spliced from 5 exons. Lineage: Eukaryota; Metazoa; Mollusca; Bivalvia; Ostreida; Ostreidae. Gene Ontology annotation, cellular component: mitochondrion. The record is from RefSeq and is a predicted model, not a curated record.